This is a messenger RNA of Salvia splendens (bonfire salvia), 913 nucleotides long. RefSeq lists its product as uncharacterized. The transcript has a single exon. Gene Ontology annotation, biological process: shoot system development; root development. The record is from RefSeq and is a predicted model, not a curated record. The coding region runs from base 30 to 842 and encodes 270 amino acids. NCBI's taxonomy places the organism in Eukaryota, Viridiplantae, Streptophyta, Magnoliopsida, Lamiales, Lamiaceae.
CAAAAACAAAAACAAAAACAAAAAACAAAAUGGCACUCUCACCUUUGAGAUCAAAGUUCCUCCACCACAACCGCUCUCUCAGCUUGCCUUCCAAAUCAUCAUCAUCCUCUCAUCUUGAUGUCAACGUCUCCGGCUUCGAGGCCUCCUGUUCCUCAUUGUCAUCAAUGGAGAGCAGCAUCAAAGGCCUCAAAAACUUGUACACCUCCAUCGACGAUUUGCUUCUGCUUCCUCACAUCCAACAGAUCAUCUCCCGCUGCGAAUGGAUUCACCAAGUGUUGGAUGGCUACGUCAGGCUCUUGGAUGCCUCCUCCACAGCCAGAGAUCUCAUCUCCAGCACAAAGCAGCACGUGCAAGAGCUGCUCUCUGCGCUGCGGAGGAAGGAUGCCGAUGGCAUCCGCUGCUAUCUCAGCUCCACAAAGAAGUCAAAGAAGAUCAUCCAGAAAUCUUUGAAGAGUUUCAGGAGCAAGUCCAUUGUUGCACCCUUGGAGAAGGGCAGCGAGGCGUGGGAGCUCGUGCAGAAGCUGAGCGAUGCAGAGUCGAUCACCGUUGCCACUCUUGAAUCUCUGCUGGCCUACUUGAUUGGGGGUAGGAUGCAGAGUGGGUGGUCCUUGGUGGCCAAGCUGAUGCACUCCAAGAAAGAGAGCAAUUUCCAUGGUGCUAAUGAAUUUGAGAAGAUGGAAGCCCUCUUGCAAAUCUGCUUAGAAGGUGUGCAAGUUGAGGAGGUCAUGACUCUAUCUAAAGAGGUGGAUUCCAGCAUUCAGAAUGUUGAGCAAGAGCUGGAGUGCUUGUUUAGACAGUUGAUUAGAACCAGAGUGUUACUUCUAAACUUUCUCAACCACUAGAAAAUUUUGUAUAUCAACAAUAUGUAUAUUCAAUUUACUGGAAAAAAAAGAAAGUAUACAGAUUUCAUCUA